UCCGGGUGGGCUGGUUAGUUGUCCUGGGUAGCCAGUGAGGGUCAGGCACACGAGGCUCCUAUCACUUCCACCACCACUCUUCUUACUACCUGCUGACACUACCAGUUCUACCAACCUAACAUCUCAAACUAACUUCCUCUCCAGGAUUCGUACUAGCAUAUCCAAAAUACAAUACUCUUUACGUCCUAGAUAUAUGAAAUCAUUCAGCCUUACUGUUUGCACAACUACUGAAACCUGUCAGUCAUUAAUCUCCGUCUUGAUCUACACUUUGAUCUUAGCUCAAGAGAGUCGAAAAGUGAUUCUCCGUCUUGAGGGUCUACAAUUUGCAAGUUUCUCUCAACAUUCCUGCCAAAAAUUUAAAACCAAAAGGUAUCACUCCACAUCUACAACAUUUACUGAAGCAAGACACUUGUAGCUACUGUGGAGUUUAAUGGAGUCAACUUAUUCAUGGUAUGUUUCACGAGAAUCAGCCGAAAUACUUUUGUGCAGUUAACGUGAAGAAGACAUUGUGAAUUUAGCCAUGUUUUAUUGUGUUUUUCAUUGAGGUUUCAUAUACCAGUUCCAUUAUAAGUUUGUAGAUCACCUGAAAGUUCCUAUUUCGUACUGCUUUUUUGAGUGAUCAGCUGAAACUUACCAUUUCAACCCUGAUCGCCGAGACCCAAUGAAUCCAGCUUCAUCAACAAAGUAUCAUGUAGACAUAGGGCAACACAAAUAUAAUGUGAAGUGUUUCUCAAGGAGAUCUAAAGCAGUCAGCCGCCACCAUGGCUGCUCCCUCAGAGAUGUAAACAAACCAGGACCCUCAACGCUCGCCCUUCAGGGAAACAACUUCAGCGACCUGUUUAUCCUGUGAUAUUCACUCUCUCUUGUGUAUAUCUGAUGUUCCUCGAUACACUUGUCUUACACACUGGAGUUGAUAUUCUUGGGAAAAAUCAAACACGAAUUCAAAAAUUGAGCUUAUAAGACGCUGGCAGUGACAAAACUGAGUGUUAAAUUUUUAUCUUUUAUAAUUUGUUACUGAUUUUUAUUUAUAUCUUUAUAUAUUGUGAAGUUUUAAAGAUCAGUUUUUAUUAUUUGGGUUUAGUUAAUUUAUUCUUGGUCCAUGACAGCGUUGAGAAGUGCAAAUUUAAUAGUGAAUUUUUUUUAUUUUUUUUUUUAAUGUGAUGUCGUGCGUUCGGCUUCAUAGAUUGUGAAAUGAAACCAAUGUUAUGCAACUUGAAGUGAGAAACAUGUACCACUGUAUUUCUCAUUAGGAAAACACACGUUUUCUUCUGAGUAUUAUUAUUACAAUCAAAACUAAGCGCUAAAUCCACCAGGGUCUGUUCUGAGUAAAACAACUCCAGUUAGCCGUGCGACUGAGGGAAGUUUGGUGAUCGCCAGUUAGAUUUAAGUUAGUUCCAAGGAGAAAGUGUAGAUUAUAACCUCGCGUAAUCUGAGAAUGGUGGAAGAGCUAGUGAGCAGGUCCAGCGUCCAGUGAGCGGAGAUCAACAACCAAGCUCCCGUGGGUGAAACUGGGUGAGCCAGCAGGAUCCAGAAAGGAAGGUACCUGGGCGUCGUCAGGGGGAUGAUGGAAGAGAGGGGAGCAGAGUGUUGUGGUGGUGGUGGUCGCCCACACCUCCUACUCAUGUUCUUACUCAUGGCGUCUACACCCACUCACUCCUUGAGUGCAAUGCGUGGAGGCGCGGGGACUACUGAUGGACUGCUGGAGCUGAGUCAGGCAGUGACACAACUAACGCAGAGGUUCGCUACGCUGGAGGUCAGCCUCGAGUCCCGCCUUGUACGUCUUGCUGACACUGCCACCAAAGGGGAGAUGCUGAUCGAGACACUGUCCUCACGGCUCAGUAAAGUAGACUCCCUGGUGGAGAAGGUGGAAGCUCUCGACUCUCGCCUCACACUGGAGACCACCUCCCUCAAGUCCACCAUCAGGAACACCAACAGGGACCUCCAGGGUGUGGCUACACAGCUGGAGCUAAUGGACUCCCGGGGCAAGUCUGAUGAUACGUCGAGGCACGACAUGUCCAGACAAGACACGUCAGGACACGAUGCGUCUAGGCACGACACGUCUAGGCACGACACCAGGUCCAGCUUGAGUAUAAGAGCCUUUGAUGCAGACAACAUCUCUGCAACGAUAACGAGAAGUAUCGGCGAGUAUGUAGAACUCACUCUACCUCGCCUGCUGAACCAGGCUCUAAACACACUACACGACACACUCUACAAGAAGAUCAGCAAAAGUGUUGGAGAGCUGCAGGACGAGGUGAGAGAGACGCGGGAGGAACUGGAGGACCUGAGCCUGCAGGCGCUGACGGCGGAGGCAGAGACCAGGGAGGUUAUGCAGAAGGAAGGCAAGAUCACUAAUGACGCCGUUAGGGACAUCAAGAAUAAGAUACAGUUGGUGCAUCAGGACCUCUCACUCAAGAUUACGUCUGUGCCAUCACUGCAGCAGAUGAACCACACGCUGGUACAGAGCAUCGCCAGCGCCACCGCCGGACUCAACCUCACUCUAUUGGAGGCUGCCCGCAGGAGGGGAGUCGCUGCCAGUGUGUUUGGUCUGCCUCACCCGCUCCACUGCCCAGACCCGACCACCGUCGCUGAUCUGCUGGAGGUGAAGCAGCUGCUGCAGUCACUGCUGAAGAAGAGUGAGGACCUGCGUCGUGGCUUGACCAAGCAGGCUAGCGAGGGAGUAGACUUACUCAAACUCCUCCACCAGAGGUUUUCCGUCCUGCUGCGUCGUAUGAACACCGAGCCAGACCAUGGUCAGAUUCUGAUGGCGGAGAUGCAGGACCUGGGCAGCUUGGUGGAGUCAUCCUACACUGCUGUCCUCAUCGCCCAGAAUGCCUUCAUCGACUCCUGCAAGCGCAUCCAGAAUGAGGAACCCACACUCGAACACAAGAUAACAGAGAUUCUGGACAAGCUCGUCACAGACAUCGACCUGGGCUAUCAGUUGAACCGUCAGCAGUUGUCUGAGCUGAGGGAAGUGGUGGAGAGACUGGGAGAUAAUGCCUCACCCCUCACCAACACCCAACCGAUUGAAGCGGUGGAGAGCGAAGUGAGGCGGGACCAAGAGUUUAUAGAGACCAAUAUGAAGCUUGGCGAGGUGCGGGAGGUCAUCAUCCAGACGAUAGAGGAAACUAACACGACGGUGGCGAAGCUAAAGAGCGUGGAACAGCGGUUGGAUGAGGUGUCCAGCGAACUCGUAGGUACCGAUUGGUCCGAUCUACGCCAAAAGGAGCCAGCAGACCAACUAGUUACAACAGUCAAGGACCUGAAGGGCUUUGCGCAGGAGCAGAUCAUUCAGUCCCUCAACCUUCAAGAGACUCUCCUGAUCAUCCUGGAGCACCUAACUAAGAACGUUUCGGUCAGCCUUCACAAAGAUAAUACCGGCCAGACUCUUAACUUGAUGAGCGACUCUGCCGCCUCACUGACUCUGCCACCCUCGUGCACAGCUGCUCUGCUCCAGCAGGUACGCAACAUGCCACAGUUCCAAGCUGCACCUCAGACGACACCCGCCACUGCCGAAGAUGCCAAUGCUGAAGACCACAUCCCAGCUUGGUACACUGAUCCAGACUUUCUCUCCGGUAAUUACGGCACUCCUGACCGUGGCUUCCCGGUAUUCCGAGAGGAGGAGUGGAUGGAUAUGGAUGAAGACUACGCUAGAGAUGAUUAUAACCAGCAUGAAUCUUCGUCGUCGCCUCCCGUUACGCCCACACCAGCGCCUGCUGGAGUUAAGAGAUACUUUGGCAUCAAAAAGACUACCAACGCCCCGCCGUUAGUAUCCAAGAAGACCAACUGGAAAGAGGAUUUUCCAUGACGAAGCUAACACGGGCGUCAGUCACAUGUACAUGAAUAUAUAUUCUUGUUGCCAACGUUCCUUGAGGCUAGUGAGGGGCUCUUGAUCCCAGGACUUGGACUUGUCCUCCCCUUCCUUGGCUCAAACAUGAUUGCCUCUCAUUCCCCAGGCUCUGUAUGACCCCUGUGGGUUUUACACUUCCCCUUAAAUAUACUACUAAUAAUAAUGUAUAUAAACACUUAAUAUAGAGAUUAAUAAGGUGACAAACUGACCAAUCAGAUACAUUAAAUGCAGCACAAAAUAUUUUAAUUAUAAAGGAGAAUCAAGAAAGUCAUUUAUUGUAGAUUCGAAAAUUUGUAAUAAUGUACGAUUUGAUCAAAACACAGACUUAAUUAUUACUUUUUAUGUAUGAGACUCAUGUGCAGUUAUGUUGAAAAAUUAUGAAUAAUUAUUAUCAUUAACAUCAAUGUUAACUGUAGCCACAUCCUGGUCAAAUAAACACUCAUAUUGUGUAA
Molecule: messenger RNA, 4299 nt
Organism: Cherax quadricarinatus
Lineage: Eukaryota; Metazoa; Arthropoda; Malacostraca; Decapoda; Parastacidae
Source: RefSeq, a predicted model, not a curated record